This is a messenger RNA of Coccinella septempunctata (seven-spotted ladybird), 1234 nucleotides long. Its product is annotated as immunoglobulin-binding protein 1-like. Bases 136 to 1167 code for a protein of 343 amino acids. Lineage: Eukaryota; Metazoa; Arthropoda; Insecta; Coleoptera; Coccinellidae. Gene Ontology annotation, biological process: regulation of dephosphorylation; regulation of signal transduction. Gene Ontology annotation, molecular function: protein phosphatase 2A binding. The record is from RefSeq and is a predicted model, not a curated record. The transcript has 2 exons. Gene Ontology annotation, cellular component: cytosol.
AUUCUGUGCUUUGCUAUAUUUUUUUUAUAUCUGUGCGUUCCUAACAAAAAACAGAUUCCUCUUUGAAAAAACAGUUGGUGAUGUUGAAAGAUUUUUCUCUUAAAUUUUCUGUAAAAAUAAAUAACAUACUAUAAAAUGGCUGCCUCUGAAUUAUCAGAAAACUACGGGAAAUUGCGUGAAAUGCUUGACGAUGCCUUGAAAUUGUACAACAAAAUAGAAGAUUCUUCUGAGCCAACAAGUAGUGAAGGUGUACAAGCUUCUAUUAGAAGGGGUAUAGAAAUAUGUGAAGAAGCAACUAGAAUGGUAUCGUAUGCAGGCAUAUUCAGUAGGAAUGAAGGACUCUCAGACAUGGCAACAGCAGAUAUUCAGUACCUAUUACUACCUGUUUUAUUAGGAAGAUUCACAUCACAAUUGGUUACACGGGAGAGAGCAGAUUUAUUAAGAAUUACUGAUAUAUAUUAUAUAGAUUUUUUACAAAGAACAAAGGAUUAUGGUUUGAGUAAUUAUGAACUUGAUGGCACUGAUAAUAAAGAAGAGAAAAAAAAAAGUGACACCACAUCUGUAGAUGAUGCUUGUAAAUUUCGAAAUAUGAAGCUUAAACAGUAUGGCGAGAAGAAGAAAUUCCUAACUCUUGUAACAGAUUUGAAGAAACGAUUAGAUAAUGCUGAUGAUUCUACGAAAAGGGAAUAUUAUAUCAAUCUGAUAAAAUAUUUUGUUUGUGUUGCUAUAGAAGAAUUAAAUUCCAACAAAAUGGAAAAAGAAAUACUGGAGAAAAUGCAGAAACAUGGGCCAACUUCGAACAUUCCUGUGAAACCUCGACCCUCCAAGGCUCCCCAAGCAGUGAUUAUAACUAAGGACAUGGUCCAAAAAGCUGUUUUUGGUGCUGGGUAUCCUUCACUGCCUACUAUGACGGUUCAGGAGUUUUAUGAUAAAAGAGUGCAUGAUGGUAUAUUCCCAGAUCCUACAAAGCCAAAAAAAGGACCCAUGAGCUUGCAAGAAGCUUCCUUGGCUGGGCUAUCAAUUGAUGAUGAGAAGGAGAAAGAAAACGAAGAAGAGGAAAUCAGAACAGAAAGAGAUGAUGAAGAAUAUCUGAGAAAUAAAAGAGAUCAAGAUGAUUAUAAGGAUGAUCAUAGGAGAGGAUGGGGUAAUAGAGCCAACAGAAGUUGACUGUACAAUAAAAAGUACACAAUCCAUAUGUAUGACUGAGUAAUAUUAAAGAAUUCUAGACUUUUAA